Kazachstania africana CBS 2517 is the source of this 2001-nucleotide messenger RNA. RefSeq names its product protein phosphatase regulator BUD14 (gene BUD14). Gene Ontology annotation, biological process: establishment or maintenance of actin cytoskeleton polarity. The transcript has a single exon. Bases 1 to 2001 code for a protein of 666 amino acids. NCBI's taxonomy places the organism in Eukaryota, Fungi, Ascomycota, Saccharomycetes, Saccharomycetales, Saccharomycetaceae. The record is from RefSeq and is a predicted model, not a curated record. Gene Ontology annotation, cellular component: cell tip; microtubule cytoskeleton. Gene Ontology annotation, molecular function: protein binding.
AUGGACAGUGAGAAGUUGUUUGGACAAACUUCGAUUGCUGCAAUCAAAAAUCCUGCAUUAUUGAAUGAUCCUACUUUGAUAGAGGAUUAUUCAGAUUUGUUAUUGGAUCCUAGGGCAGCAAGAAAGAACAGAGAUGAAAGUAGUGUCUCUGGAAGCGUAGUUGUAACUAACUCCCUCACACAAGGGCAUGAUGUUGAGGAAGAGAGUGGGAAUGCAGAUACAGAGAAUGACGUUGCUUCCGCGCAGGAUAGUGAAACGUCAAGUGACUACUCCUCAGAUAGUGAUACAACUGGGCAUCUAAAUAUAACGACUAAUACUAACGACAUUUUGAAUGACGCUGCAAGCGUCGGUACGCACAAUAAUGAGGAAAAUGUGGGGAUGGACUAUUCUGAUUCAGACUUCGAAGAUAACUUGGAACAGCGCUUACUAGAGUUGAAUAGAAGUACUAGUGCAGGAUCUGAUGGUACUAGGGAUUCUAAUGAGAAUGAAGAGGGUGCUAUGUUGAAUGAUGAAGAUAUAGUUCAGGAAAAAUCGCUUGAUCUCUCGGAUGAAGAUGAUUAUUACAAAGAAGAUGAAGAUGAAGAGUACCAAUCAUUACCACCUCCAAGAGAACUAGAUCCAGAUAAGUUAUAUGCCUUAUAUGCCUUUAAUGGGCCAGACUCAUCACACUGUCAACUAGAUCAGGAUGAAGAUUGUAUAUUGUUGAAUGAUCAAGACGCAUAUUGGUGGUUAGUUAAAAGAUGUAGGGAUGGGAAAAUUGGAUUUGCCCCAGCCGAAAUAUUGGAGACAUUCCCAGAAAGAUUAGCUAGAUUAAAUUGCUGGAAAAAUGAAAAUAUGUCAUCUAAUAGUAAUGAAUCCAAUGUUUCUGUUACCGAGGAACUUUCUUUUAUCAGUGCCAAAGAAAAUAUCAAGAAGCGUGAAGGGGAAGAUUCAGAAGUACUGAAAAACUACCAAAAGGGUGACAAGUCUGUAAGUUUCAAUGAUAUUGUGAGUUAUGCUGACAGAUUUAUAGAGGAAGGAAAUAGUGAAGAGGAAUCAAUUUCUGAUGAUGAAAGUAGUGUAUCAAAUGAAAAAUCAAAGCAUUAUGACGAAUUCACAAGCAAGAACUUGCACUUCAAUGACGAUAUCAGCGAUGCUUGGAGCGACGUUUCAUCUAAUAGCGGGAGUCUGCAACCAUUGAAUAUAAAGAAGAGAAGGCAGCCCAAACUGGGUGAUAUUGAUGUGACACUAGAUAUACAGAACCAGGAAACUCUAGAAAUACCUCAGGAAGAUAGCCCAUCCAUAGAAGAUGUAGAUGAAAGUGAUGCUAAAACAGCAACCCCGAAAGGAAAAUCAGAUGAUCCUGUCGAUGAUAUCAAUGAUGACCAUACACUGUACAAGGUUUUUGAGGCGCCAACAGUACCCUUUGCAGGUACAUCAAAUGGAGCCAUGCAUAAUUCCAAUUCGAACUACUCUAUUUCUACCAUUGGUGAAUUCUCUCCCUCUUCUUCUGAAAUGACAAAUGAUUCUCCAAAACUUCAAGGCGGUGAUUUUGAAGAACCUCGUACAUCCAUACCUAAUUCGAGAGCGAUUCAAGAUAUUUCUACUUUUGUAAAGGACGAUCAUUCAGAAACUGAACGUGAAGCAGAAGCCCAAGAAGAACCAAGUGAUAUUGACGACCAGAUUGACGACACCAUUAUUAACAAUCCGGAGGAAGAAAUUCCUUCAAAGGAGGGAAGAGAUGAUGUAAAUGAUAAUAACAACAUUUUCAUCGCACAUAGCGAUGAUAAUUCCGUCCAAUCACCUUCUAGCGAGUGUUCGGAAGAGUUCAACAUGGAAUCACAACACAUCGCAUCAACUACGAGCAUUAACAGUAACAACUCUACAAAGCAACCAUUUCUUCUUGCUUCUACAAACCAUAUUGCUAGUGAACGACAUCCAACCAUUGAAAAUCUAUACAAUCCUAUUUUUGAUAGGAUGGACGAUUUAAUGAAAAGACUCGACAGUGUCAUGGAAAACUAA